AUGAUACCCCAGGUUGUGAUAGACAAGUUCAACUCUCUACCCAAGAAGGGGAAGCCGCUGGUUCGCACCAACAACGUGCCCGAAUGGACGACUCUAGCAGGACUAGUGCUGACUAGCACCAUGGAUGACUCGUCCACCUGUGUAUGUCUUUGCACAGGUGUCAAGGCCACCCCAGACGAAAAGUUAUCGUGUAGUAAUGGCUUUCUACUGCACGAUAUGCAUGCUGAGAUUCUCGUUUUACGGGCAUUCAACGUGUUUCUAAUUGAGGAGGGCAAGAAGGCCGAAUCUGAGUACGUCGAGACUCUCGAGAGCGGGAAAAGGAGACUGAAGCCACAUUUCAAGGUCAGUUUAUGGAUCAGUGAGCUUCCCUGUGGCGAUUCAAGCAUGGAAUGCAUACAGGACAACGCGGAUGAUGACUGGGGAGCUGCUCCUCAAGACUGUGUGCUUCGUGGAAGAGAAUACUACACCACAACUGGAAGAGUGCGCACCAAACCAGGCAGAAGGGACUCACCUAUGACUCUGUCUAAAAGCUGCAGCGACAAGCUGGCCAUGAAGCAGUAUACUGGGGUGGUAAUGGGAGUGGUAGAGCGUGUUUUCGAGCAGGUGUAUCUCGAUGAAUUGGUGGUUCCAGCUGGUAAUGAUAUUGGAAUCAAAAGAGCGUUCAGAGACAGACUGGAACAGGGCAUAAAGCGGACUUUGGACGGAGAGGAAGUGGAGAGCACAGCGCCAAAGCCUCGGUACUUUGACACAAUCACCACGGAUACUACAUUUGCAUACUCUCAGGAGCCCGGAAGGAAACCCUCGGCCAGUAGUAUCAUCUGGACAAUCAAUACAGGGAAUGAGGUGGUUUUGAAUGGUGUCAAAAUGGGCCAUAAACCGACAAACAUGAAUCCACAAAGCGCAUCAAAGGUAUCCAGACAGGCCAUUUGGAUGGCGACUAAACCGUUGUUGAAAGAUUCGCAGUUCGAUGAUUACUACAGCGCCAAAUGCUGUGUCGGCCGUACAGAGAAAAUCCAGAUGGGCCAUACAGCUCUUCACGCCUGGCAUUGCACUUGCAAAGAUAAUUUUCGCUUGAGUGGUGACAAUGAGAAGGAGACUGGCGAUAUUCAGCCGGGGAUUCUCAACUAA
Molecule: messenger RNA, 1128 nt
Organism: Yarrowia lipolytica CLIB122
Lineage: Eukaryota; Fungi; Ascomycota; Dipodascomycetes; Dipodascales
Biological process (GO): tRNA wobble adenosine to inosine editing
Molecular function (GO): RNA binding; tRNA-specific adenosine-37 deaminase activity
Source: RefSeq, a predicted model, not a curated record